Laccaria bicolor S238N-H82 is the source of this 2615-nucleotide messenger RNA. RefSeq lists its product as uncharacterized. The transcript is spliced from 13 exons. The coding region runs from base 1 to 2454 and encodes 817 amino acids. Gene Ontology annotation, biological process: regulation of transcription by RNA polymerase II. Gene Ontology annotation, cellular component: nucleus. Lineage: Eukaryota; Fungi; Basidiomycota; Agaricomycetes; Agaricales; Hydnangiaceae. Gene Ontology annotation, molecular function: DNA-binding transcription factor activity, RNA polymerase II-specific; sequence-specific DNA binding. The record is from RefSeq and is a predicted model, not a curated record.
AUGUCGUUCAAUCUCGGUCCUGCUCUUUUUAAGUACGCUGCCAGGAGUUACAUAAACACCCAUCCCCGUAAUCUGCCGAACAUUACCUCAAUGAUCGCCGUUAAUCAGAUCUCUCAGAUCACCCUCUACCCUUCCCCCUCUUUUUCCUUCCCCCAUACUUUCCUCGUCGCUCAGAGCAGCGCCGCGGCGUUGUCCGCCUUCCUCUCUUUUUGGUACUGCGUCCCACUCUCCACUAGGAUGCCCACCUGCCCCCAGUGCGAAAAUCGAUAUUUUAGCAACAAGGAGGCCCUCCUGCAACAUAUGAAGACAUCUUCAGCGUGGCAUCCGUCUUGUUCAAUCUGCGACAGAAGAUUUUCAUCAGUGCAGGCAUACGACGCACACAUGGAAGCGAAACAUCCUCCAACAUACGACUGCACUGUUUGCAACCGUCCGUUUCAUGCGCCAUUUGCGCUAGAGGACCACUACCGCGGAUCUCCUUCUCAUCCGAACUGUUCCCGGUGCGGACGGGGAUUUAAGGACACUCCUGCCUGUGAGGAGCACCAUCGGACGGCUCACCCAAAAAUUCCGUGUGCGCUAUGUGGAGGAAAAAGUGUUUACGAAGAAGAAUUAAACCGUCAUUAUUUCGAGUCACAGAAUCAUCCUUCCUGUACACAAUGUGCGCAAGGAUUCAAGAAUGAUUCUGCGCUCCGCGAGCACGUCCAAGCGCAGCAUCCAUUGUCUUCGCUGCAAGGACCUCCUGCCGCCGCUUCGCCAUUUCUCCCAUCAAACACACCACCAAUGUCACCACCACGGGUUGAAGGCCCUGCCCCCACUCCUGUCGCUUCUAGCUCGCUUGCCGUCUUUUCACAAGAACUCUCAAAACACAGAGACACCACUCUCUAUAGCACGGGAUUUACGCCCCUUAGUCCACACAAUCGAUUCAAGGACCUACUCCUCGGUGAAAGACGAAUCGAUUCGCCGGAUCUCCGUCUUUCAAUGAGUUAUGCAUCGCCGAUCAACGAGGUACAACCUCCCUUAUUCAGCCCCACCGGGCUGCCCCCUCCUGGGCGAGAUACGGACAGAUUUUGGGCCUCUCAUCAAAAUAUUCAGGUGCCUGCGGCAUCUAAAAUACCCCUCCGCUCGCCAGAGAGGACCAUCACUCGCCCAAAGUCACCCACGCACUGGCCAAACAUGAAUUUCGGAGACUCGCCUCCUCGUGCUCAACAGGUGUCCGUGAUUCCCUCACGCUUUGGCAUCCCGUCGCCUCCCUCUUCUGCACCUGCAACCUAUCGUCGCGCUCCAGAUUCGACAACCUCCCUCCUUGAUGAAACAUUUUCAUCAACUGGUUAUGUUAGCGAUACCCUAUCAUCUUUCGGAGAUCCAGCUCCGUCUAGAACAACGAGCGUCAUAUCUCCACGAUUCUCAAGGUUUAAUAGUAACGAGGGAAGGCGAAUCGCGCCACCCCCCGAGUUCCACCCACGCCUUUACCCCGGAAGCAUUCGUGCGCAAGGCUGGCGGAACGGUCAAAAUCAUAAUCAGACGUACCCUGCAAUAGGGAUGCCUUGGCGUAGUCGUCCACAGUUUUCGGAACCCGCGUUAGAUUCGAGGUCUCUGAUCGUGAACGAGGAUGACGAUAUCGACCUGAAGUUCGAUAGUAAUUUGGAGCUUUCAUCUGACCUCCCAACGUCCAGGGGAGAGACGCCUGUGAACCGACCAUUGGAGGACCCACCUGCUGGCGUAUCCUCAAACUUGCCCGUACCUCCAAUUAGUUACAAUAUCAUUCCGAGCAGCGAGUGUACGAGUCCGCGUUCACCUGAUGUUUCGUCUCCUGCUGGGCUUGCGGUCCUUCCGCAAAUAUCUCCUCUGGCGGCCACUCCCGUCGAUCUAAUCAAUUUCGACAUCCCAGAGGCACAAAUGCCUCUUCCAGAGUCUCCCCCAGUGGCGUCUCCAGUAACAGUUAUUCUGGACAUCGGUGCUGGAGGUCUUACCUCAUCGCCAUCAUCAUCUUUACAAAGCUAUACGACGUCUCCACAGGAGCUUGAAAUUUCUCGUUCAUCGUUUGAUGUCGAAGUUGGCACACCGCCACAGCCUUCACCGAUUUCGCAGGUUCGCCCGUAUAAUAAUAGAGCUUGGAACAGGGAGGAGACCAAAUCUGAUGGUCCUACGCCUUCAGCUACGAGAGCUGGGACUAUAGAAGUCGAACCGUCAAGCAGCAUUGCCUCUCACGACCAAGAUUCCGACGUACCAAGGACCAUGGAGAGCUCCGUGACGUCCCUUCCGACAACUUCAUCCGCCAACCUUCUCCAUUGCCGUGCCUGCAAAGCAGACACAUGCGAUGAUAUAACGGCCACCAUGUGUGGCCAUGUAUUUUGCAACCGGUGCAUCGUAGAUGCCGUUAUCAAAACUUCACGUUGCCCGUUGUGCAUGACACCCACCCUUCUGUACUGCCUCUUCCGACUUGACUUGAACACAUGAGAAUUAGUUGGCGGCGAAGAAUUUGUGGGCAUUCAUAUGAUCUUGAAGUUGAGAUCUUGUUGGACAUUUCUUAAUGACAGACAUGCCUUGUAUCUUGUAUCUUUUUUUGACUCGCAUCUUGUUACUCUUGUAUGCAACAUCACAAUUGCAUUAAGGAUUAC